This is a messenger RNA of Ailuropoda melanoleuca (giant panda), 648 nucleotides long. RefSeq names its product olfactory receptor 688. The transcript has a single exon. Gene Ontology annotation, biological process: G protein-coupled receptor signaling pathway. The annotation marks the transcript as partial. Gene Ontology annotation, molecular function: olfactory receptor activity. Gene Ontology annotation, cellular component: plasma membrane. Lineage: Eukaryota; Metazoa; Chordata; Mammalia; Carnivora; Ursidae. The record is from RefSeq and is a predicted model, not a curated record.
CUUGGUGUCUUGGCUAUAGUGGACAUUGGCCUGGCUACCACCAUCAUGCCCAAGAUCCUGGCCAUUCUCUGGUUUGAUGCCAAGGCCAUCAGCCUCCCUGAGUGCUUUGCUCAGAUCUAUGCCAUCCACUCUUUUAUGGGCAUGGAGUCAGGCAUCUUCCUCUGCAUGGCUGUUGACAGAUAUGUAGCCAUCUCUUACCCUCUUCAGUACCCUGCCAUAGUCACUGAGGCUUUUGUGAUCAAAGCCACACUGUCCAUGGUGCUCAGGAAUGGCCUCUUGACCAUCCCAGUGCCUGUACUGGCUGCCCAGCGACACUACUGCUCCAGGAAUGAAAUUGACCACUGCCUGUGCUCUAAUUUGGGGGUCACUAGUCUGGCCUGUGAUGACAUCACUAUUAACAGAUUUUACCAGUUGGCCUUGGUAUGGGUUAUGGUUGGGAGUGACAUGGGUCUGGUGUUUGCUUCCUAUGCUUUGAUUAUUCGCUCCGUGCUGAGGCUGAACUCUGCUGAAGCAACAUCAAAGGCCCUGAGUACCUGCAGCUCCCAUCUCAUCCUCAUUCUCUUUUUCUACACAGCUGUUAUUGUGGUCUCUGUCACCCAGCUGGCAGGAAGAAAGGUCCCUGUCAUCCCUGCUCUCUUCAAUGUGCUA